AUGCAAGCUUCCAUAUUCUCAUUCCACGCUUCACCCCCAACACUGCCCAUUAGCACCUCUUCCUUUUCCUUGAAAAUCCAUCAACCAAAUACUCUAUUUUUGACCUCCACCAUUAGCAAGAGAGCACUCCCUCCCUUAUCAACUCACACGCUAUCAAGAAAACUGCUCUGCAAACCCCCUUCUGGGAAAUAUGUCAGAGAAGACUAUCUUGUGAAAAAGUUGUCUGCACAAGAAGUGCAAGACCUGGUGAAGGGAGAGAGAAAUGUACCAUUGAUAAUUGAUUUCUACGCGACAUGGUGUGGUCCCUGUAUUUUGAUGGCUCAAGAACUUGAAAUGCUUGCUGUUGAAUAUGAAACCAAUGCACUAAUAGUGAAGGUUGACACAGAUGAUGAAUACGAAUUUGCGCGUGACAUGCAGGUUCGAGGACUACCAACAUUGUACUUUAUUAGUCCGGAUCCAAAUAAAGAUGCGAUUAGAACAGAAGGCCUCAUCCCAAUACAGAUGAUGCGAGACAUAAUCAACAACGAAAUGUGA
Fraxinus pennsylvanica is the source of this 534-nucleotide messenger RNA. The record is from the annotation of a GenBank genome assembly. NCBI's taxonomy places the organism in Eukaryota, Viridiplantae, Streptophyta, Magnoliopsida, Lamiales, Oleaceae.